Messenger RNA from Vidua chalybeata, 3540 nucleotides. It is a transcript of the gene C22H1orf167, whose product is annotated as chromosome 22 C1orf167 homolog. Lineage: Eukaryota; Metazoa; Chordata; Aves; Passeriformes; Viduidae. The record is from RefSeq and is a predicted model, not a curated record. Bases 1 to 3204 code for a protein of 1067 amino acids. The transcript has 20 exons.
AUGAGCCCCCCUCACCCCGGCCGGGGCCCAGCUUUAAUUAGCCAUGGCCCAGAGCGGCUUUCCCCGGCCAUCUGUAGCCCCGGUCACCGACCUAAUCGGGGGGAUAAGCUGCUUAUGGAGCCGCAGCUGGAGCGGGCGCUGAGGGGGCCGAGGGUGGUUGUCGCCGCGGAGGAAGCGCCGGCUCAGAGGCGUGUGGUCCCCGGGGCCCAGCGGUGCAGCCGGGGCCUCUCGCAGUGGAUCUCAAAGAACUGCUUCUGGUCAUUGAAGGUGAAUGAGCAAAGUUUCUGGCACUUUUGUGACAAACAAAUCCUAACAAGGUGUUUCCAAGCCUGGAGGAGACAUAUCCUUUGGAAGAGGGCAGCCACGCAGCUUUACAGACUCCAGCUGCUUCAGAAGGGCUUUGGUGCUCUGCAGUGGACUGUGCACCAAAGGAGGACACAAUUGGAGGUGGCCCAGCAGAGACAUGCUUCAGCUCUGCUAGCUGCCAGCUUCCAGAGGUGGAAGGAAGCUAUGGCAAAACAGAGCAAGAAGGAAGCUCUGCAUCCUGAGCCUUACUCCUAUACCCAAAGUUCAUCAGCAGGGAUUUUUGCAGUAGGAAGAUUAGCCACUAUGACAUCUUCAGCUCAGCAUCAGCUUGGAACAGGAUACGCAAAGGAAGUGGAGCAGGCUCAUAGGAUGGAGGGAGAACUGUGGACACAGCUUCGUCAUAGGCAGAGAGGAGAUGAGUUCUGCUGGAGAGCUGAAGCAAUCAGAGACAUGAGACGGCUGGCUGCAGCUUUCAGACUGUGGCGCUUACAGAAGGAGCUGCUGAGCAAAGAGGAAGCCAGGCUUUUGGGAGCCCGUGCUCUGCUGGAAAAGAAGAAGCUACGAAACAUUUUCUGGAUGUGGCAUUCCCAAAGCUUGGAAAUGAAAGAGAUUCAAACAAUGACAACUCAAAUCCAAAGAAACUUGGUCUCCCGGUGCUUCAGUACAUGGAAGGAGACCGUUGAGCAGAAGGCACUUGACAGGUGCAACCUGGCCCACCUGAGAGCAGUAUCACUGAGGAAGCACUUCCAGCAGUGGGCUGAGAUGCUGCAGGUCAGAGGAGGUGAUAAGCAGGCAGUGGUGAACCUCCUCCUCCUACGAUGGAGGCAGCAUUAUGGAGCAGUUAUGAGCUCAGUAGCUGACAAGACUGUGACAAAGAGGCAUGAAAGUCAGACAUCAUGGACUGGAGAGAGACAGUUUCUGGAAAAAACAGUCUAUUCUUUUGAUGACUUCUGCCAAAAAUUGAAGCUGCAGAGAGUAUAUCUGCUGUGGAAAACAAGGCUGUGUGAGCAUCACAAGGCUGAUUCUUUCUCUCAGACUUUGGAGCAGUGUAAACUCAGAAAAACUCUGAAAUUAUGGCACCAAAAGUAUCUCAUGCUGAAGACAAUUGAACAAAGUUCUAAGCACUUGCAUAGAGCUGUCUAUGAGGAACCUCUUGCCAUGCUGUUUUCUGAGGACCUCUCAACAUCAUCUGGCUUUGACAGCAGUGCACCAGCUACUCUAACCUCUCAAAGCUCAUUGGAAAAGGAAUGCAGUCUUAGUGACAGCAGCCAGCACAGCUUCUCCUCCCUUCUGACUGCUGAGGAUGUCACACACAUGUCAUGUCACAGUUCUUUCCUUCAACUCCACCAGUGCACAGAGCUGCCAGCUGAGCUGGGUGGGGAGCCGUGCUUGCAGACCUCCUUCCCUGGAUCUGGAAGAAAUUGGUUCGUGGGAAAUCAGUUCCAGUCUUCAGUGCUCCAGAGUCCAGAUAAUAAUUCCCAGCCUCUCACCAGUUACUCUGUGUGGGAAGAGGGCUGCAGUUCUGACAAGGAGGUGAAGAGUUGCUGGCAGCAAGCAGAGAAAUACUGCCUGCAGAGGUGCUUCAUUGUCUGGUUAACUCAAACUCACCAUCAUGUAAAGGCCCAGCAGUACUGCAGGCGCAUUCGGCUGUCUCGAGCCUUUCUCAGCUGGCACCACUGGGUCAUGGAAAAUAAGAACCAAAAAGCAGCAGCAGCCCUAAAAUAUGGAGUUCAUUGUUGCCAGAUGGCUUUCAGCCUGUGGAAAAGGAGACUGGCCCAGAAAGUGGAAGUUGACCGCAGAUUCAGGUGUCAUGUUCACCAGAUGGCUGCUGAUGCUCUGUGGCAUUGGCAUUCCUGCUGGCAAAGGAAGCGUGCUCUGGGAGAACUGCAGCAGCAAUGGGCUUGGCACAACUGCCAAGAGAAGAAGAGGCUGGUCCUGCAGACAUGGUAUGACCAAACAAAGAAGCAGAAAUAUGCUGUUUUAUUCUGGGAACGUCUUCUCCUGCACAGGUGCCUUGUCACUUGGGCCCAGGUCACUGCGUGUAAACUGAAGCAGCGUGAAGCCCUCUCUUAUUUUAAAAGAGUCAGAGAGCACCGUCUCCUGGUUGUGAGCUUUAUUAAAUGGAGAGACAAACUCUGGAGAGCUGAACAAGUGCCAGGAGGGAGAAACCACAAGUGGCAGGAGCCCUCUCGAGGUAAAGCCUGUCACCGCUGGCGAGUGGCUACAAGAGGACAGCAAGCCCUGCACCUGGGAUCUGUGGCUACUGUCAAACAAGCCUGCAACUACUGGACCAGAGCAGCUGCCUUUUCCCAGUGCUUACGGCAGCGCAGUACCCUCAUAGGUGUUAGGAAAAGCAGGAAGAUGGCUCUGUCUUGGCCCACAAAAUGCAGAAGAGGCAGAGAAGAAGAUUCAGCACCAACUGGACUUUUUCCCAGUGCCAUUCAGCGCUGGCUGGUGAUCUACAGGAGCCAAAAAAGGGCUGAAAGGUUGCUGGAGAGACCUGAUGUGGUAGGACCCUCUCAUGCACAUGCAAGGAUCCAGAAGAACGCAGCAGAGGUGGACUUGGAGGAGUGGGAUAAGAAGUGGCUUGGGAGGAAAUACCUGAAGAGGUGGAAUCACACAGUGGUACUGCGCCAGUGCCAGCAUGACAGGAAACUGCUCUGUCUGGCAAGGGGAUGGCAUCAGUGGAGGGAAGCCAGCAGGGUGGUGAUACUGGCUCAGGUGCUGGACCAGCAGCGGCUGAUAGAAAAUGCCUGGAGGGUGUGGAGACGAAGCUACUUGCAAAGCUGUGUGGUGCAGAAGCUUUUGGAGGAGGAAGCCAGGAGCCUCCUGUCUCAGGCCUUUGGAAGGUGGUGGCAGCUCACAGCAUUCCAGUGUAAGGACAAAGGAUCCUGCUGAAUGGAGGGGGCCUGCCUGCAGCUGCUGCUGCUCAAUUCAGGACACGUGGAGGAUACAGCUCCUGUCACAACAAAGAGGUGGUCCUGUGCUGUCAAGAAAGAACACUCUGCUCUUAUAAUAAAAGCAGUGCUGCCAGUCAGAAGGAUGACAAAGACUAACUAGGAAGAGAGGGUACCUAGUGAAAGAUCCUCUUUAAAGGACUUGUAUCUUACCUCCUUAGCAACACAAACAGAGAAGUUACUUAGAGUUGUGAGGUUGCAUUCUCUUCUUCUCUGGACCAUGCUUUUGCUGGAGUUCUGAUUAAAGGUCAAAAAAGCCUUAUAGGCUUUCCUUUUA